CAAAAAUUUCAUUCGAAAGAGUAAAGUGUAAGAAUUUUAUCGUAACCCAAAUUUUUCCAUUCUUAGAAGACGAUUGGUAUGCAUCCUAACAAAUUUAUAUCAAGCAUAAUCCAACUUCAUUGGAUUAAGCUUCUUGCGGUAUCAUGCAGCAAUCUUCCAGCGAGAUACUCACUACAAAAUGCAUAUGGAAAUUCACUCUCUCUAUUUGCCAGUCCCGUUAACACAAAUUUCAAACCUUUCAAUGAUUUAAUUCCUGUGCUGAUUUCAUCACAAAUAAGCCCCUCCCGUCCUGAAAGGUUUACAAAGUCGGAGAAAACUUUGGGCAUAUUUUUGAAUCAAAUAAGUGAUACUAAACAUGCCAACCAAUCUAGAUUUUUUGGAACAUUUUCUGGCCUUAUGGCUUCAGACAUAUUGCAAGUAGUGUUAAAUCACACAACUGGAAAUAUAACCCCCGUAAACAAACGAAAGCAACGCGAUUGCCUCAUAAUAUCGAACUCUAUCUUUCAAUAUUUCCCAUCCGGUUCCCGUUUGGAUGAUUAUUUUCGCCGGAUCGAAAGCAUCGUGUUGGAUUUCUACAGUUGGUUCAAGGAUGAAAUGGAAGCCACCUUAAAUAUAAAAAACAGACACAUCAUGCUUCUUAAAGUGAUUUCCACGCAUCUCAACCUAAGCUUUUCCUCCUGCGGUUCGGACCAAGAUCCCGAUGACAGGGACGAACGCGACAUAGAUUUCGCCAUUUCGUCGUAUAAACUGCAAAAACAAAAGUUACCAAAAGCUGUCCUUAUCCACUCCAGAGAAAAGUAUAAAAUUACAUUUGCUUCGGUAAAGAGUCGAGAUUUCACAGCAAUUUUUGUGACCCUUGUGAGACCUGUGGGUUGGAGAGUGUUUGCAUGCACUGCUACAUGUAUCACCGUUUUAACCCUUCUGCUUACAAUGUAUUCAAAAAUAUGCAAUUUCAAUGAAAUUACUACCGGAAAAGUGACAUUUCUCUUAAUUCGUGCACAUAUAGACCAAUGCACGACUUCUUAUGAGAUUCGUCAAAUUCUUCAUAGAAAAUUAAUGUUGCAAUUCGUAUACGUAAUUUGGUUAUUUUACUGCCUACUUAUUGCAGCAACGUAUAAGAGUAAUUUAGUUCAACAGUUACAGCAGCCUACGUCAACUGUGUGUGCAUCUACUUUUAAAGAAUUAUUGGAGGAUGGCCGCCCAAUCGUUGGACUGGGUGGCAAACGACCUGGGGAAUAUCCCAAUUUGAGGCAGAUUAUUAGAACGGAAGCGGAGAAACUUGCAAAUGAUAAGGAAGCAGAUAAGGCUAAUGUUUUACUAGAAUUACUAAAAGUCUAUGAGUGGUCUGAAGGACGAAAGCCGGAUCACAUUGUGAAAGGGAAAUUCAACAUGUUAGAAGAUGAAGUCAUGUUGAAAGUUAUUUUCGCAAUUAUGAAGAAUCGUUAUGCAGUUCAUCACUACCAAAUUGCUAAAGAUGUCAUUGUUAACAAUGAAUACUGGGCGGUGAAGUAUGGACCGCGGACAAGGCGAAUUGUAGAAAUCAUUGGUCGUUUGGUUAACGGAGGAAUAACUGACCACUUCAGGUAUUAUGACAUAAAAUACUGCAAUUCGUAAAAUAAUAUUGUUCUGAAAACAAUCUAAACUUAUGAGUAUUCGACCAAUCUAUAUCACGCUAAUCUAAAUACAUCCUGUGUGCUUGUAUGCAUAUAAUUAUCUAGAUCUCAACAGGAGCUCAUGGAGUACGCUGCCAGUCAAAACGUGUUAAAAGUGUAUUUCGCCCAAUUUUAUGCAGAUGCAGAUGGGGAUCCAGAAAAUGAUUAUCAAGACGAAGAUAUACACACUGACUCGUUGAAAGAAAAAAUGUCUUGGUUUCAACGCAUGAAAAGUAAUUUGGGAAAGUUUCAGGCAGAUUUGUCUGCCGUACCAAUUUCUUUAAGUAUCCGACACUUUCAAAUUAUUUGGAUACUGCUGGCGACGGGGACAUUUGUGUCACUGGCUAGUUUUGCGUAUGAAUCACUUCAUAAAAAAACCAGUAAAAAGUGGUACAUAUUUUAAUUCUCUUAUGACAAAUCCUUACAACAUUUGUGCACUUCACAUGCACUUUUAAUCACUAAAAGUUUGUAUCAUUUAACUAAAAGUAAGGCAUUUGUACUUAUUAAUUAAGCAUCAUCUUUGAGGUCAGCAUCCCACAGCAUUGGUUCAUCCCAAGAACACAGCUUCAGUAUGUUGGAACCGAUUUUGGAACCCCUUUUACCUGUUCCGCAACUGUAGAAUGAAUUGGUAAUACAUUUAUUAUCGUCCUUUAAUGCUGGCUGUCCGGUAUGUUUUUCACAAGCAAAUUUCCCCUCGAUUUUCAAUCCACACUCCCACCCCAAGGACAUAUCUGGAUGGAUAAUCAACAUUCAAUAUUUACAAAGCAACUUUAAAAAAUAGUUGACAGUUUUACCCAGUCCUACAAUCAGGAAGAUAACCAAUAGAUGUUUCAUUCUUUCUUUGUGAAAACAAAUUUUUAAAAUAUUUAUGUAUCAAUGUAUAUAGUUUUAAACCCAUUAUUUAAAACAUUUGAAUGAAAUAAUCGGGCAAACAUAAACUUGUCAACUUUGAAUGCCAGUCGAUCAUGGCUGUGAUAUCAAAAGUUUUCUUUACAAUUGAGAGCCAUUAUUAUAGGUCUAUUCAUUCAAGUUUAUGUCUUUUGUUGAAUACAUUUCGUCACAAAAUUUGUCCAUGCACAAAUAACUCUAAAUAAGUACCUGGAUAUUUAAGUAUGUACAUAAAUAUUAUCCUAACAUGGGUUCAGCCAUUGUUUAGUCAAGUUGAAAUGCGUCUGAGUUUGUGCCCAGACAUGCUUUGGAACAAAGAAAAAUAAAACCCGAUUCAUAAAAUUUAUUAAGAGCAAUUGACAAGCUACUUAAUUUUGCUUUAAUAAUGUACAUACCUCAAACUAGCAAAUUCUUUCCGUGGGCACACGGAAUCAUGAAUGAAAUUAUAUUAAACUAUGAUAAGUAUGUGUGAUAUGAUGACGUAUGGAUGGAUGUAUGUAUAGGUAUAUAUGUACGUGUAUGUUUGUACAUGCAUACAUGCGUCUGUAGUUUGAGUUUAAGAUAAGUACAGUAAAUCAUGACUAUUCAUUUCUUUCAUAGUGAAUACAUGAUUUCCUGGAUCAUGGUCUAAAAUGUGGAAAAUUUUGUAAAUGAGCGGACACAAGUUGACAUUUAACCCUUGAUGAGUAUGUAAUGAUGUAGCUAUUCGAUUUCAUUCUUAUCACGUAUAUGUAUUUAAAUCCACAUAAUCCUGUACAACUGGAUCAUAUGUAAAUAUGUGAAAAUAAAAAUUAUUUCAAAAGUAUACAACGUUUAGUAAAAUUGUAUUUGCAAUCAUGGACAGCACGAGUAUCAUUGGUACUUUUGUAGCGUACCUGUACUUAAUAAUUACAGAGUUGUAUAACUCAGAUCAACAAGAAUAUAGUGCUUUUACAAAUUCCACAGUAAAUUUAACUGACUUAAAUACAAGUGAUACCAGCAGUUUUCCUGAAGUGCAAUUUGAAAGUAUUAUCCAUUCUACCAGCCUUAGCCCUUUACAUGGAAGUUUUGGUGGAACAAACAUUACAAAAAUAGGCAGACAAAAAUUGUCCUUGAAUAUAUUUACAAAGAUGAAAUGUCCUUCAGGAAAAUCGUAUUCAAUAAAACAAUUGGCUUGCAUUCCUGUGACGGAAAACAUGGAUAAAUCAACAAUUGGAUAGUUGGACGCUUAAAAUAUGUAUAAGAUAAUCCAUAAAAUAGAAUACAAUUUUAUUUAUAAAUAUUGAUUAAUACACAUAUAUAUUCUUAA
Folsomia candida is the source of this 3828-nucleotide messenger RNA. RefSeq lists its product as uncharacterized. The transcript is spliced from 2 exons. NCBI's taxonomy places the organism in Eukaryota, Metazoa, Arthropoda, Collembola, Entomobryomorpha, Isotomidae. The record is from RefSeq and is a predicted model, not a curated record. Bases 79 to 1614 code for a protein of 511 amino acids.